Molecule: messenger RNA, 2415 nt
Organism: Botrytis fragariae
Lineage: Eukaryota; Fungi; Ascomycota; Leotiomycetes; Helotiales; Sclerotiniaceae
Product: putative repressor protein
Exons: 5
Coding region: 1-2415 (804 amino acids)
Biological process (GO): chorismate biosynthetic process
Molecular function (GO): 3-dehydroquinate dehydratase activity; shikimate 3-dehydrogenase (NADP+) activity; 3-phosphoshikimate 1-carboxyvinyltransferase activity
Source: RefSeq, a predicted model, not a curated record
AUGUCUCUAACAACUCAAGUCAUUUCCAACAAUGGAACCAUGGAUAUAGAAAAGGCGAUACAAUUGAAACCAGGAGUGCAAACGAAAGGACGAAUUUUUCCCUCCAACGCGUUCUCGGGGUCGGGAAAACGAAGUUUGGGUUUUAUUGGAGCAACACAUCUUGGUCGACGACUGAUAACUGAAGACCACUAUUUUCAGGAAGUCACAGGCCUUUCUCGUGCUGCUUACGUCCAACAGAAUGGAGCUCAAGACUUUCACAAAAGAAACAUUGACGUUGCGAGGCAAAUGUUAUACGAAAACAGAACAGGAUGCAUUAUUGAAUGUGGAAUGGCAAGUCUCGCAACAGAGGUACAAAAGACACUUCGAGAAUAUACAAAAACAAAUCCCGUGAUCUAUAUUCUGCGAAACAGUCAAAGGAUUCGAGAAAUGCUGAACAUAGGAGAUUUCGAAGCUGCACGUUACGAAAACGCCGAUGCUGCUCAUCGAUUUUGUUCAAAUUAUGAAUAUUAUAAUUUGCACGAUAGAAGUUGUGAUGGAAUGGCGAGUCCGAAAGAUCAAGGACUUCCCAAUGUUUCAUCAAAAUUAAAACAUGCAAAGGAAGACUUCUCGGCGUUUCUUGACUUCAUCACGGGACAAGGUGUCCUUCGUAAUAGUUUAGAAAGUCCGUUCUCUAUUGCGGCUUUGCCACCCGAGUGCAGACUAUAUACCUAUGCAUUGUCUGUUCGUAUGUCGACAAUUCCUGAUCUGGAUCUUCAACAAUUGGAAUCUGGAGCCGACGCAGUUCAAAUCAAGGUUGAUGCCCUGAGGUCUCCCGAUAUCCAAAGAGAUUUAGCCAAACAGGUUUCAACGGUAAGAAGGGAACUUGGGGUACCUGUUAUCCUCCAUGCCGAAGAAUAUGCAUUUGAAGGUCUCUCAUUGUCCUCAUCUCAAAAAGAAGAUGUCUAUUUUGCAUUACUUGAGCACGGGCUCCGGCUGGGGUUGAAUCGUGUCAUGCAGCUUGUUCGGUCUUCUGGAAGGACAAAAACUAUUGGACACUAUCUUCACCGCGUCGAAAACUCAUGGGGAUGGGAUGACGAGUCCAGGAUGAUACAGUAUCGGAGAGCCGAGUCGAUAGGUUGUGAUAUAGUAAGGUUCGCUCGAGCAACCUCGAAAGAAAGUGACAAUGAGACUGUUCGCGGGUUCCUGAGGAAAAUCGAAUCUAUACCAGGCCACCUUCCCGUAAUCGCCUAUAAUCUUGGAGACCAUGGAAGGAGUUCUCUAAUUGAGAAUCGAAUUUUUACACCAGUAACGCAUCCUAUCAUGAAUUCUACCGUUAGUAAGAGUCAACUCCGACAAUUCCUUCCAACAGCAGCAGAGGCUCGGCAAGAACUAUACCGAAAGUCUAUACUCGAUCCACUUCAUUUUGUACAUCUUGGAGCCAGUGUGGCCUACAGUUUGUCUCCAGCAAUGCACAACACAGCUUAUGAAGUGUGUGGUAUGAGCAACGAUUUCCAAUCAUUACAAGUCAAAUCCGUUGAUGAUAUUCAUGCUAUCUGUCAGCGACCUGAUUUUGGUGGAGCAGCCAUCACACAGCCAUUCAAAGUCCAGAUUAUGUCGCGAAUUGGCCCAAAAAGUUACCAUGCAAAAGCUAUUGGGGCUGUGAACACACUCUUACCACUUCGGCCAUCCUCAGACGGCAAUUCUCUUGACGGUACCACGCAAUCCUUACUUCAACACGCAAAUCGUCGAAGUAAAGCUGGACCCGUCACUGCUUAUUAUGGCGACAACACCGAUUUCAUUGGGAUAAUGACAUGUCUCCGUCGUAACAUAUCUCCAAGAAAUGUCGUCCAGCCAUCCAAAACGACGGGACUAGUCAUCGGUGCAGGUGGUAUGGCACGAGCAGCUGUGUAUGCCAUGAUUCAACUCGGUUGUCGCAAAAUAUUCUUAUUCAAUCGAACACUAGAGAAUGCUCAGAGAGUUGCUGAUCACUUCAAUUCGUGGGCUACUAGUUUGAGUAAUCAUGGCAAAAUUGUACAUGUGUUGCAAUCAUCGCAGGAGCAGUGGCCACAGGGCUUUAGCCCUCCUACUAUGAUUGUCUCCUGUGUCCCGGCACGAAAUGUAGGGGAUCAGCCGCCAGCAAACUUCACGAUGCCUUUACAAUGGUUGGGUAGUCCUACUGGUGGAGUUGUUGUAGAGCUCUCCUAUAAACCUCCACUCACAACUCCUCUCCUCUCUCAAAUCCGCCAAUUCCGCUCCGAAACCAAAACUGCCUGGGUAGUAGUCGACGGUCUUGAAGUCCUUCCCGAGCAGGCUAUCGCUCAAUUUGAGCUGAUGACUGGUGUUAAAGCGCCCAAGAGACGCAUGAGAAUGGAGGUAUAUUCAAAUUAUCAUAAAUAUGGGGAAGGAGAGGACGAUAGACAAGCAUGGAUGGGAUGA